Molecule: messenger RNA, 4866 nt
Organism: Giardia duodenalis
Lineage: Eukaryota; Fornicata; Diplomonadida; Hexamitidae
Product: VSP
Exons: 1
Coding region: 1-4866 (1621 amino acids)
Source: RefSeq, a predicted model, not a curated record
AUGUUCGAUAAGCUCAUCUUUGUAAGCUUGGCCCUGCAAUUAGCUUGGGCGUCGCAAACAGCAAGUAGAGCAAAGGCAAGCCCAGCCUCGUGCAACCCCCAGAGCCCGGACGCGACAAGCUGCGCCCCUGACAGCUGCAACGUGGUGAUUGAGGGCCAGACCUUCUGUUCCAAAUGCACGGGAGGCAAGGUCCCGGUGAACGGAGAGUGCAAGGCGAAGGGGGACGCGCCCCUGUGCACGGCCGGUGCGAACGCCCAGGAAGGAACCUGCACGGCCUGCACGGGCGCGCAGAGGCUCUACAUGGGCGGAUGCUACGAUAAGUGCCCGUACGGCAACGGGGCGGACGCGAACACCUGUGCGGACGCGCCUGCUGGCCCAGCCUCGUGCAACCCCCAGAGCCCGGACGCGACAAGCUGCGCCCCUGACAGCUGCAACGUGGUGAUUGAGGGCCAGACCUUCUGUUCCAAAUGCACGGGAGGCAAGGUCCCGGUGAACGGAGAGUGCAAGGCGAAGGGGGACGCGCCCCUGUGCACGGCCGGUGCGAACGCCCAGGAAGGAACCUGCACGGCCUGCACGGGCGCGCAGAGGCUCUACAUGGGCGGAUGCUACGAUAAGUGCCCGUACGGCAACGGGGCGGACGCGAACACCUGUGCGGACGCGCCUGCUGGCCCAGCCUCGUGCAACCCCCAGAGCCCGGACGCGACAAGCUGCGCCCCUGACAGCUGCAACGUGGUGAUUGAGGGCCAGACCUUCUGUUCCAAAUGCACGGGAGGCAAGGUCCCGGUGAACGGAGAGUGCAAGGCGAAGGGGGACGCGCCCCUGUGCACGGCCGGUGCGAACGCCCAGGAAGGAACCUGCACGGCCUGCACGGGCGCGCAGAGGCUCUACAUGGGCGGAUGCUACGAUAAGUGCCCGUACGGCAACGGGGCGGACGCGAACACCUGUGCGGACGCGCCUGCUGGCCCAGCCUCGUGCAACCCCCAGAGCCCGGACGCGACAAGCUGCGCCCCUGACAGCUGCAACGUGGUGAUUGAGGGCCAGACCUUCUGUUCCAAAUGCACGGGAGGCAAGGUCCCGGUGAACGGAGAGUGCAAGGCGAAGGGGGACGCGCCCCUGUGCACGGCCGGUGCGAACGCCCAGGAAGGAACCUGCACGGCCUGCACGGGCGCGCAGAGGCUCUACAUGGGCGGAUGCUACGAUAAGUGCCCGUACGGCAACGGGGCGGACGCGAACACCUGUGCGGACGCGCCUGCUGGCCCAGCCUCGUGCAACCCCCAGAGCCCGGACGCGACAAGCUGCGCCCCUGACAGCUGCAACGUGGUGAUUGAGGGCCAGACCUUCUGUUCCAAAUGCACGGGAGGCAAGGUCCCGGUGAACGGAGAGUGCAAGGCGAAGGGGGACGCGCCCCUGUGCACGGCCGGUGCGAACGCCCAGGAAGGAACCUGCACGGCCUGCACGGGCGCGCAGAGGCUCUACAUGGGCGGAUGCUACGAUAAGUGCCCGUACGGCAACGGGGCGGACGCGAACACCUGUGCGGACGCGCCUGCUGGCCCAGCCUCGUGCAACCCCCAGAGCCCGGACGCGACAAGCUGCGCCCCUGACAGCUGCAACGUGGUGAUUGAGGGCCAGACCUUCUGUUCCAAAUGCACGGGAGGCAAGGUCCCGGUGAACGGAGAGUGCAAGGCGAAGGGGGACGCGCCCCUGUGCACGGCCGGUGCGAACGCCCAGGAAGGAACCUGCACGGCCUGCACGGGCGCGCAGAGGCUCUACAUGGGCGGAUGCUACGAUAAGUGCCCGUACGGCAACGGGGCGGACGCGAACACCUGUGCGGACGCGCCUGCUGGCCCAGCCUCGUGCAACCCCCAGAGCCCGGACGCGACAAGCUGCGCCCCUGACAGCUGCAACGUGGUGAUUGAGGGCCAGACCUUCUGUUCCAAAUGCACGGGAGGCAAGGUCCCGGUGAACGGAGAGUGCAAGGCGAAGGGGGACGCGCCCCUGUGCACGGCCGGUGCGAACGCCCAGGAAGGAACCUGCACGGCCUGCACGGGCGCGCAGAGGCUCUACAUGGGCGGAUGCUACGAUAAGUGCCCGUACGGCAACGGGGCGGACGCGAACACCUGUGCGGACGCGCCUGCUGGCCCAGCCUCGUGCAACCCCCAGAGCCCGGACGCGACAAGCUGCGCCCCUGACAGCUGCAACGUGGUGAUUGAGGGCCAGACCUUCUGUUCCAAAUGCACGGGAGGCAAGGUCCCGGUGAACGGAGAGUGCAAGGCGAAGGGGGACGCGCCCCUGUGCACGGCCGGUGCGAACGCCCAGGAAGGAACCUGCACGGCCUGCACGGGCGCGCAGAGGCUCUACAUGGGCGGAUGCUACGAUAAGUGCCCGUACGGCAACGGGGCGGACGCGAACACCUGUGCGGACGCGCCUGCUGGCCCAGCCUCGUGCAACCCCCAGAGCCCGGACGCGACAAGCUGCGCCCCUGACAGCUGCAACGUGGUGAUUGAGGGCCAGACCUUCUGUUCCAAAUGCACGGGAGGCAAGGUCCCGGUGAACGGAGAGUGCAAGGCGAAGGGGGACGCGCCCCUGUGCACGGCCGGUGCGAACGCCCAGGAAGGAACCUGCACGGCCUGCACGGGCGCGCAGAGGCUCUACAUGGGCGGAUGCUACGAUAAGUGCCCGUACGGCAACGGGGCGGACGCGAACACCUGUGCGGACGCGCCUGCUGGCCCAGCCUCGUGCAACCCCCAGAGCCCGGACGCGACAAGCUGCGCCCCUGACAGCUGCAACGUGGUGAUUGAGGGCCAGACCUUCUGUUCCAAAUGCACGGGAGGCAAGGUCCCGGUGAACGGAGAGUGCAAGGCGAAGGGGGACGCGCCCCUGUGCACGGCCGGUGCGAACGCCCAGGAAGGAACCUGCACGGCCUGCACGGGCGCGCAGAGGCUCUACAUGGGCGGAUGCUACGAUAAGUGCCCGUACGGCAACGGGGCGGACGCGAACACCUGUGCGGACGCGCCUGCUGGCCCAGCCUCGUGCAACCCCCAGAGCCCGGACGCGACAAGCUGCGCCCCUGACAGCUGCAACGUGGUGAUUGAGGGCCAGACCUUCUGUUCCAAAUGCACGGGAGGCAAGGUCCCGGUGAACGGAGAGUGCAAGGCGAAGGGGGACGCGCCCCUGUGCACGGCCGGUGCGAACGCCCAGGAAGGAACCUGCACGGCCUGCACGGGCGCGCAGAGGCUCUACAUGGGCGGAUGCUACGAUAAGUGCCCGUACGGCAACGGGGCGGACGCGAACACCUGUGCGGACGCGCCUGCUGGCCCAGCCUCGUGCAACCCCCAGAGCCCGGACGCGACAAGCUGCGCCCCUGACAGCUGCAACGUGGUGAUUGAGGGCCAGACCUUCUGUUCCAAAUGCACGGGAGGCAAGGUCCCGGUGAACGGAGAGUGCAAGGCGAAGGGGGACGCGCCCCUGUGCACGGCCGGUGCGAACGCCCAGGAAGGAACCUGCACGGCCUGCACGGGCGCGCAGAGGCUCUACAUGGGCGGAUGCUACGAUAAGUGCCCGUACGGCAACGGGGCGGACACGAACACCUGUGCGGACGCGCCUGCUGGCCCAGCCUCGUGCAACCCCCAGAGCCCGGACGCGACAAGCUGCGCCCCUGACAGCUGCAACGUGGUGAUUGAGGGCCAGACCUUCUGUUCCAAAUGCACGGGAGGCAAGGUCCCGGUGAACGGAGAGUGCAAGGCGAAGGGGGACGCGCCCCUGUGCACGGCCGGUGCGAACGCCCAGGAAGGAACCUGCGCGGCCUGCACGGGCGCGCAGAGGCUCUACAUGGGCGGAUGCUACGAUAAGUGCCCGUACGGCAACGGGGCGGACGCGAACACCUGUGCGGACGCGCCUGCUGGCUGCAAUACUCCCAACUGCAAGGCCUGCGAUAACCCGAAGACCGACAACGAGGUCUGCACUGAAUGUAAUGACGGCAACUACCUCACCCCAACCAGUCAAUGCGUAUCUGACUGCACGACCCUCAAGGGCUACUACGGAGACGAUAGUGGCAAAAAGACCUGCAAGAAGUGCAACGACGCGUGCGCAGAGUGCAAGGGUGCUGAUGCUAAUCAGUGCACAGCCUGUCCGGCUGGGAAGAUGCUUCAGUAUACAGAUGAGAACAGUCCAUCAAGUGGUACUUGCGUGGACGGGUGCAAGCCCCAGAGUGGAGCUAGCGGAUGCGAGAUCUGCGGAGCCACCAUCGGAGGGACAAAGUAUUGCUCGAAGUGCAGCACAUCCACGGAGGUCCCCGUCAACGGAGUUUGCAAGGCAGACAAUGCCCGCGCGCCCGUAUGCUCGAAAAAGGACAAUCAGGGAGGCUGCGCUACGUGUGCCAGUGGGUACUUCCGUCAGGACAACGGCUGCUAUAAGACUGACAGACAACCUGGCAUACAGAUAUGCACGCUAGCCAGUAGCGCUGGUAAGUGUGAAACGUGCGCCAAUAGUCUUCAGCCCAAUGAUGGAGCAUGCCCUUCGUGUCACUCGACCUGCAAGACAUGUUCAGCUGCAGAUAGCUCUGAUAAGUGUACGUCAUGCGCAGCUGGGUACUAUAUGGUCGGAUCAGCAGCUGGACCAUGCACUUCGUGUGACAGCAACAGUGGAAGUGUCAAGGGAGUUGCUGGCUGCUUAAACUGCGCUCCUCCAUCGUCUAGUACUGGCUCCGUUCUCUGCUACCUCAUGAACGGUGACAGUGCCGGCGGAAGCACGAACAAGAGCGGCCUUUCCACUGGUGCCAUCGCGGGUAUCUCCGUCGCCGUGAUCGUUGUCGUCGGAGGGCUUGUCGGCUUCCUCUGCUGGUGGUUCCUCUGUAGAGGCAAAGCGUAG